AUGAGUCAGCUCGCGCCUCUGCUGUUACAGGCGCAAUCACCAGAUCAUCAAGCUCGAGAGGCCGCCGAAGCAGAGUUAUUUCGUCUGGAAAACGAUGAAUACGUACGAUUCGUGCUUGAUCUAGUUGGGCUGUUGGCCGAUGGGACGGCGCCGAUUCAAGCGCGACAGUUGGCGGGUAUCCUGCUCAAAAACUCGCUCAGUGGGCGUUUUGGCUCCGCAAAAGAGGGCGCUACAGAGCGCUGGCUUGCUCAGAUUGGUGCUGCAGAGCGAAAGCAAGUACACUGUGUGCUUAUUCAGGCGCUGGGUACUGUACAGGGGGGAGCCUCAGUCCGACGACAGGCUGCGCAAGCGCUCGCUCAGGUUGCGGUGGUGGAGCUUCCGCACGGCCAGUGGCCCCAACUGAUCGAGCAGCUGGUCCAACCGCUGACCCAGGCUGGUUCUAGCGAUGCUCUGAAACACGGCUGUGUCGAGGCACUGGGCUACAUUUGCGAGGAACCGUCCGUCGCGGGGGUUAUCGCCCACCAGUCGAACCUGAUCCUAACGGCGCUGGUUCAAGGCAUGCGCGGCGAUCAUGAGACCACGCCCACCGAGCCGCCCGUUCCGAAGGAGAAUACGCUCGUUCGACGGGCUGCAACGACUGCGCUCUUCAACGCCUUGGCUUUCGUCGCACAGAAUAUGGAGAACGAAGUCGAGCGCGAUAUGAUCAUGCGCACCGUGAUGAUGGCGGCGGCUGAGCCUGCCGAUGCCGAGCUCCGACGCAGCGCCUACGAGUGCCUGGUUGGUAUAGCGAGCCAGUAUUAUGAGAAACUUGCCUGUCCGAGCCCCUCUAAUCCACCACUCACUUUUAUCGAGAUGGCUUUUCAGCUCACAUGUCAUGCGAUUCAGUACGAUCAGGAGGAUGUUGCGGUGCAAGCGAUAGAGUUCUGGUCAUCCGUGGCCGAUGUCGAGAUCAAGCGUCUGGAAGAGCAUCAACUCUUACAGAAUGGCACGCUAGAGACAGCGUACUUGGGGAUCGUGGAGCAGGCAGCGCCAGCGCUAAUUCCGCUCCUCACUCAGUGUCUGAUCCGGCGCGACGAGGACGAGGACGUCGAAGGCGAGAACUGGAAUCGAGUCCUAGCUGCAAGUGCAUGCGUUUCUCUGUUUGCGCAGGUCGCUCCGAAAGCAACACUGGAGGCUGCUGUGCCAUUUAUUCGAGAGCAUCUGGAUGUUCAACGGGAUUGGCGAUCCCACGAGGCGGCACUGGUCGCUGUCGGCUCCAUCGCAGUGACGUUUACGAGCGCCAACGACGAGCAGACCACACUGGAAGUUUUCGCGCUUCCCCUGCGGAUGCUGGAAACCGCGCAGAACGAGGCAGUCCGCGAUACAGCAGCAUGGAGCCUCGGUCGCUUGAUUGCCCAUCUGGUAACGCACCUCAAUGCGAAUGUCAUAGAAGCGGCACUGACCGCACUGAUGAGAGCGCUUGCGGAUACUCCUCGGGUUGCACGAAGUGCCUGUUACGCCCUCACCUCCUUGAUAGAAACACAACACGAGUCGGCGGAAGCGCUGGCAAGUAUUUCGGCGGCUACGUUGACGCUGGCGAACGCCUUGUGGCAGACGGCGCAACGCGAUGAUGCGGAUGAAUGGAACUUGUUGGCAUCGUCGUACGAAACGCUGAUUGCUUUGGUGCAGCAGAGCUCACCUGAAAAUGCCAGGUCACUAGCCCGAGAGUAUUUACCGCUCACCAUGCACAGCCUGGAAAGGGCGUUACAGGAAUCUGAUGCGAUGCUUGCAGCGUCUGCAAAUCAGCCAGCGUUCCAGAUAGAAAUUCAAGGCCUCUUAUGCGGACUCAUUCAGGUAUUCGUCCAGCAUCUUGAUCCACCGCUACUGGAGGGUACUACCUCUCGCCUAGUGGAGAUGAUUCUGCAAGUGCUCAAUCGAAAUCGUUCCGUUGCAGUGCACGAGGAUGCCUUGAUGGCCCUUGGUUCGAUUGCCUCCGCAGUGGAACACGCAUUUGCGUCGUAUGCAGCUCGCGCUAUGCCAUUUGUCCUCGCAAGUGUGCGCAAUUGGGAGGCCUACCAUGUUUGCGCGGUUGCAAUUGGCACAAUAAGCGAUAUCUGUAGGGCGCUGGAGAAGCGCUUCGAGCCCUUCGCAGCUGAAACCGUCCAAGUGCUGCUUGCGGCGCUCGAGAACACUCUCCUGAACCGGACAGUGAAGCCUCCAAUCCUCUGUUGUAUUGGGGAUAUUGCGCUGGCCCUGGAGGGAGCUUUCGAGCCUUACCUGGACCCCUGCAUUGCCGCUUUGCAACACGCAGCCUGGUCGACGUUGCAAACACCCGUGCUUGACGAUGAGACCAAUGAUUGGAUCCUGGAAAUGCGGCAGUGUAUUCUGGACGCUUACACGGGGAUUAUCAACGGAUUGAAUGCUGCUCAGAAAGCCGGGCUUCUUAUCGAUCGCCAGCAAGUUGAGUGGGUCAUCCGGUUCUGCGAGCAGGUCAGCCAAGAGGUUGUGGACGAUGAGGAUAUGCUGCGCGCAGUUGUGGGUGUCAUGGGUGAUAUCGGACAGACCUUUGGCCCGGCCGCGGUGUCCGCACUCCGUGAGCUCGGUUGGCUGCGCCCCAUUGUAGAAAAACUAUGUAUCAGUGGCCGUCGAAAGUCGACUCGAGAGACUGCCACCUGGGCGUUUGGGGUCCUGUUCAGCUGA
This is a messenger RNA of Cyanidioschyzon merolae strain 10D, 2679 nucleotides long. Its product is annotated as probable importin beta gene. The transcript has a single exon. Gene Ontology annotation, cellular component: nucleus; cytoplasm. The coding region runs from base 1 to 2679 and encodes 892 amino acids. Gene Ontology annotation, molecular function: nuclear import signal receptor activity; small GTPase binding. The record is from RefSeq and is a predicted model, not a curated record. Gene Ontology annotation, biological process: protein import into nucleus. NCBI's taxonomy places the organism in Eukaryota, Rhodophyta, Bangiophyceae, Cyanidiales, Cyanidiaceae.